AUGAGACAAGAUAGUCCUCGCUUCAGAGCAGCCUUGCUCUAUUCCAUUGAACAGGAAAGAAGCAAGAAAUUGAUGGAUUUCAAUGAACUCCUCAAGGAAAACGAACUCACUUAUCUCAAAUUCGCAUUCAAAACUGAAGAAAGAUAAGAAAAUAUUUAUAUCAAGCAAUUUUAAAAGGGCACCAAUUUCCAGAGAACAGGUUUCAUAUUUAUUGUAACCUCAAGGGACAAUGAAUAUUUGUGA
This is a messenger RNA of Paramecium tetraurelia, 243 nucleotides long. RefSeq lists its product as uncharacterized. The record is from RefSeq and is a predicted model, not a curated record. The transcript has a single exon. Lineage: Eukaryota; Ciliophora; Oligohymenophorea; Peniculida; Parameciidae.